AAACUAACGGUCCCACAUUAGAAUCCUAUCUCAUAAUAGUGGACUUUCCUCUACACAAUUAGACUACACAAUUAGAGAAUAAAAACAACAAGAGAGUUUUAAUUCAUUAAGAUAAUCGGUCUCGAAACAAGCUAAGACCUGUUCUCCAUACUUUCGAUCCGAUUUCUGUUCAGCUUUCUGGAUCUUGCCGAUGUCACGCGCUGAAACGCGCUUUCAAUCGGCCCGGGCGUUUUAUCAUGAUUGAUAAACGGCGCGCACACGUUUGACGCUUGGGUCUACAAAUCUUGCUUCUGCCAGCUGAUAUUGCAGUAGCACCAGACGGUCUCGGUGAAUGACGUCUAGAGGCUGGUGGACGGUGGUCACGCUUGGCUAACCAAGACAAUCGGGAUCAACGAAAUCAAGCUUGGCAAAGUUGCCAUCGUAGACGCGACAGAUCACCAGGUACCUUCGUCCUGCUCGAGACGCCACGUAUCUUCGCGAUACACCUUCGCGAAAGAAAGGCACCGUCGCGCCGAUAAGAGCCAAGAAUUCAAUCUGUCCCGGCCAGUAGUUGCUCAACGCACACUCGGGAUAGAAUGAACAACGGCAGGCAUUAUGCGCAACUUACCGCGGCUCGCGUUCCUCCUGUUCGCCGGUACGGUGGCUGUGGUUUUCUGCACGCUGCUGCUGUUCCCGGGCUUCCUCGCCGCCGACAAGAGGUCUUCCGCGUCGCGGAGGGAACAGGUGUCCACAAGCGAGGAAAAAGAAGAAAAUAAAAGAUCCGUGCCUGAUGCGCGACAGCAGUUCGCGAGGAUGGCGUUUCUGGACGCGCACCUCCUGGGACGAGGCUUCACCGACGAACAGGUAAAGAAUAUGUCUCCCCUCGGGAAAUGGUUAUUGGCGCCGGAAGGGAGUCCACCCCCGCGAUCGAACGCCGCCAAUAAAACCUACUUGAUCCUGAUCUGGAAGCACGGGCAGUUCCUGGAACGCAGGCACAUCAAACGUUUCACGUCUACCAAGUUUUCACCGUGGGACCAGUGUUCAGUGCGGAAUUGCAUUCUGAGCUACGACGAGAAGGAUCUGCAUCGAGCGGACGCCGUGGUGUUCCACUUGCACUUCACGAGGAGUCCGUCCGAGUUACCGGCGAGGAACCGGGCGGAUCAACGGUGGAUCUUCCUCACGGACGAGUCGCCCUAUCACACGUUUUUGCACAGUCAUCAGAAACUCUCCAGCUACGACGGCCUGUUCAACUGGUCCAUGUCCUACCGGAUGGACAGCGACGUGCCGAUUCCCUACGGAAGAACGACACUGGUCCCCGGCAAAUUUUCAACCAAAGACUGGGACGCUGUCGUGAGAACCACCAAGACCAAACUGGUCGCGAUAAUGGGCAGUAACUGCGGCGGCCGUAACGGACGGUGGUCCUACGUGAAAGCACUCAAGUCGUCGCUCCGCGGCGACCUGGACAUCCUCGGCAGAUGCCUGGACGGCAACAGGACCGUCUGCCCCGGCCACUUCGACCGGAACUGCGUCGCCCUGGGCGCGUACAAGUUCUACCUGUCGUUCGAGAACUCCAACUGCCGGGAGUACCUGACGGAGAAGGUGUUCUGGAACGCGUACCGCAAGUUCGCGGUACCGAUAAUAAUGGGAGCGUCGCGGCAGGACUGCCAGCGACUGCUGCCGCCGCGCUCCUUCCUCUACGUGGACGACUUCGCGGACGCGAACACGCUCGCCAGCUACCUCAGGUAUCUGGACCGCGACGACGAGCGUUACCUCGGCUACCACGAGUGGCGUGAUCGCUACCGGGUGGUCAACGAGCACGGCUAUUUCGGCAGCACCUCCAAGCACUACUGUCGCAUUUGCGAGGCGUUGCAUUACAACCCGGCCGUGCCGAAGGUCUACGCGAGACUCGAGCACUUUUGGAGCAAGGAGAAGGACUGCGCUCCGGCGAGCGCUUAGAUUGUUCUCUAUCGAUCUAUCAGAUCGAUCAUCUAGUCUUUGUCAAGUGUAGUUGAAUUACAAAUGAACCUUUCGUCAGUGAACCUGGGAACUUUAUGGACGGUUAGUACCGGUUUAACGUUGAACCGUCCUUCAAAGGAAUUAAGUUAUAGAGAUUGCGGAGAAAAGGACGAGAUAAUUAUCAUAAAUUGUUAAUUAUUAUUACAGUCAGUUGUUCAUAUUGAUAAAGAAAUGCAUUUCUUCUCGGUAACUAAGUACGUGUUUAAAAAGUUUAAACGAUCUAUUACAAAACUUGGAAUCUUCGCUGAAGGAAGAUUAAUUUUUGUGUUCCGUUUUUAAUUAUUUAUGAAUUCUUACAUUAGCUAUAUUUGUCUAACAAAUCUGAAAGAAGAACUCCGCAACGCGUUGUACAGAAAAUUUCAGUUCAUCCGACUUUCGCUGGAAAACGAUGGAUAUUCAACGAGUGUCGCGCAUCUCCAAAAAGGCCCGAAGCUGAUUCCCUAUGCAACCGGAUCUAAAAUCGCGGAAAGCGACUGCGUAAAAACCGUCAAAGAUUUGUGAACAAGCGGACGGUAACCACCGGUUGAUAAUUUGCCGGGUUGCGAUAAAACAAAAUAAAAAAUUGUAUUAAUAUUUUAAUAUACGUAUACUUCUUAGGCCAAACGCUGUUUAACUUUAAGCUUAGCUUCAUUCGUUCUUUGUCUCUU
Messenger RNA from Vollenhovia emeryi, 2642 nucleotides. RefSeq names its product alpha-(1,3)-fucosyltransferase 7-like. NCBI's taxonomy places the organism in Eukaryota, Metazoa, Arthropoda, Insecta, Hymenoptera, Formicidae. The record is from RefSeq and is a predicted model, not a curated record. The transcript has 4 exons. Gene Ontology annotation, molecular function: alpha-(1->3)-fucosyltransferase activity. Gene Ontology annotation, cellular component: membrane. The coding region runs from base 595 to 1935 and encodes 446 amino acids.